Molecule: messenger RNA, 2033 nt
Organism: Spea bombifrons (plains spadefoot toad)
Lineage: Eukaryota; Metazoa; Chordata; Amphibia; Anura; Pelobatidae
Gene: NELFCD
Product: negative elongation factor complex member C/D
Exons: 15
Coding region: 45-1799 (584 amino acids)
Biological process (GO): negative regulation of transcription elongation by RNA polymerase II
Cellular component (GO): NELF complex; nucleus
Molecular function (GO): RNA binding
Source: RefSeq, a predicted model, not a curated record
AGCAGGAAGUGGGAUUAUCGCCGGAGCUCCGACAGACUAGUAGGAUGGAGCCGGAUUUCUUCAUUGGGGCAGGAACGGGAGGAGGCUCGGCUAUUGUCGGCGACUGGGACGAAAGAGGCGUGGACGAGGAAUACUGCGAGGACGAUGCCGAGGUGCAGCAGGAAUGCCUGCAGAAAUUCACCACCCGGGAUUACAUCAUGGAACCGGCAAUAUUCAACACCCUGAAGACGUACUUCCAGGCUGGAGGAUCCCCAGAAAAUGUAAUCCAGCUGUUGUCGGAAAACUACACGGCUGUUGCUCAGACUGUCAAUUUGUUGGCGGAAUGGCUCAUCCAAUCAGGCGUGGAGCCGGUGCAGGUACAGGAGACCGUGGAAAAUCACCUGAAGAGCUUAUUGAUCAAACACUUUGACCCACGGAAAGCCGACUCCAUCUUUACAGAAGAAGGAGAGACCCCUGGGUGGUUGGAGCAGAUGAUCGCGCACACAACUUGGAGAGAUCUCUUCUACAAACUGGCCGAGGCGCACCCCGACUGCUUAAUGCUUAAUUUCACAGUGAAGCUAAUAUCGGAUGCAGGAUAUCAGGGUGAAAUCACCAGCGUCUCCACUGCGUGCCAGCAGCUGGAGGUCUUCUCAAGGGUCUUGCGUACAUCGCUGGCGACCAUCCUGGACGGAGGGGAGGAGAACCUGGAAAAAAAUCUCCCGGAGUUUGCGAAAAUGGUGUGUCACGGAGAGCACACGUAUCUCUUUGCCCAGGCGAUCAUGUCUAUCCUGGCACAGGAAGAGCAGGGGGGAUCUGCCAUGCGCCGAAUUGCCCAAGAGGUGCAAAGGUUCGCGCAUGAAAAGGGCCACGAUGCCAGUCAGAUCACGCUGGCAAUGGGCACGGCCGCAUCCUACCCACGAGCAUGCCAGGCUCUAGGGGCCAUGUUGUCUAAAGGAGCAUUGAAUCCGGCUGACAUCACGGUCUUGUUCAAGAUGUUUACGAGCAUGGACGCACCUCCGGUGGAGCUGAUCCGUGUUCCCGCUUUCCUGGAUCUUUUCAUGCUGUCUCUGUUCAAACCGGGGGCAAAAAUAAAUCAGGAUCAUAAACAUAAAUAUAUCCACAUCUUGGCAUAUGCAGCCAGUGUGGUGGAAACCUGGAAAAAGAAUAAGCGAGUGAAUAUUAACAAGGACGAGUUGAAGUCAACAUCCAAAGCGAUCGAGACCGUCCACAAUCUCUGCUGUAACGAGAACAAGGGUGCAUCUGAGCUGGUGGCCGAGCUGAGCACCCUGUAUCAAUGUAUCCGGUUUCCGGUGGUGGCCAUGGGAGUCCUGAAGUGGGUGGAAUGGACGGUGUCAGAGCCUCGGUAUUUCCAGCUGCAGACGGAUCACACGCCUGUACACCUGGCCCUGCUGGACGAGAUCAGCACCUGCCACCAGCUUCUGCAUCCUCAGGUCCUGCAGCUCCUCAUCAAGCUGUUUGAGACAGAACAUUCUCAGCUGGAUGUCAUGGAACAGAUGGAGCUGAAGAAAACUUUACUGGAUAGAAUGGUUCAUCUCCUGAGCCGAGGGUACGUCCUACCCGUGGUAACCUACAUCCGCCGCUGCCUGGAAAAGAUGGACACCGAUAUCUCGCUCAUCCGAUACUUUGUAACCGAGGUUCUAGAUGUCAUCACCCCCCCUUACACCUCGGACUUCGUCCAGCUCUUUCUCCCUAUUCUGGAGAACGAAAGCAUCGCCGGGACCAUCAAAACCGAAGGGGAACACGAUCCUGUAACGGAAUUUAUCGCUCACUGCAAAUCCAAAUUCACCAUGAUGAACUAACCUGACGGCACCAGCAGAAAGGGCCGCUUUCCCCGGACGGUAUUUUAUGGCUUCUCUGCUUACAAAGGCAGAUCUAAGUCCGAGGUUCGACACCCAGCUUGCAAGUUAAGUCUGUUAGUAUCUGUAUAUAGAGACGUGUUUUUUUUUUUUUUGUACUUUGGGUUGUCGAGUUGUACAGACUUUUUUUUGUUGUUCUGAUAUUUUUAAAUAAAAUAAAAAUGGUGUUUAAAGCCA